UUAUUGUGGGCCCACUGGAUGUGGGAGCCCGGUAUUCACCCUUCCUCACAUCGUGCCUUCUGGGCGUCUUUUACCGCAAAGGGCACGCAUACCUGGGACAGAAUAAAUAAUCAAUAUCUCACUGUUUUUUGUCAGUAACACAUGAUUGGGCUUGUGCUGUGCAAAGGGGCUGUUAUUGGGAAAUAGCAUGUUGGGGGAAAGCAGAGGACAAGUCGCUGCCUUCGAGAGACGAAGGUGCCUUAAAAAUUCCACAAGGAGAAAACCAAACGGAGAGCGCCUGACGAGGCUUCAUGCCUCUAUUUAGGCUUCUUGCCUGGGACAGGCUUUGUGCGGAUCUUCCCGUUUUUGUAUUCCUUCUCAGAAUGAACAUAGACAAUGGUAGAUUUACACGAUGAAAUGAGAGCAUUGGUCAGGUUACAAAAAGAGAGAGUGCGUCAGGGUUUUUUUUAAACGUAAGCAACGAUUUCUCUAAAAGCAAAAAGGUUAAACUACUUUUAAAAAAAAUAUAGCCAAUCAUAUUUACUUUCUGCCCGUGCUGCAUUACAAUUGAUCGAUUAGACAGAUUGUUUUAAAACUCCAACUUUAAUAUCACGUAGAAUAGCCCAUAUUUUUAUUUAUUUUUCUAACAGAAGAAACAGAAAAUCAUACGACGCUCUUUGUAGCCUAAUGUUAAAAACGAAUAGCAUAUCACAAAGCAGAAACUAAAAACAGGAAUUAUUAUUUUUACAUUAAACAUUUUAAAUAUAUAAGCUUCAUUUUAUCCAUUAAUCGUUUCCAGUGUUUUUGCUUCUUUUUUUGUUGCUUUAUUUAGCCUAAAUUGCAGAGUGACUGUACAGAACUCCACAAUGUGUAGCUGCUUCUAGAAAAAAAGAUUUUGUGUUGUUCUCGAUCUUGUGUGGAUAUCUAACGAACAUAGAAAACAAAUAAAGCUGCAUUUGAUAAGAUAUUGACUGUUUAAAAGUCAAUAUGGACGAUGAUUCCCUUUAAACGAGUGCGUAAUAAAGUCGGGUUACAUGCAAAAAGCUUGUAAUAUCAUCUGAUGGCUUCUUGUUUGGAAUCGUACAAUUUUAGUAAAUAGACAGUAACGCGUAUUAACGUGCCUUCAUAUAUUGCCUAUAUUUAAAACUAUUAAUUUUUCGGUGUGGCAUAAACCACAAGCAUUUAAAUGGCAUGCCUCUGUCAUAAUUCUGGACAAUGUAAUGUUUGGUUUUUAUCUUUCCACCAAAACAUUUAUUCAUUAGACUUUUCCCACAUGAGUGGUUGUUCACUUGUUUUAUGAUUAUGCGAAAAAAGCCCUGUUUUGAAUGGGCUUUUAUUCUAUUAAGUGCGCAGACUAUUUGCACUCAUCGCCUAUCAUAACAUGCACAACAGAUUCUGAUCGAAUUAUUUCUGUACACUAUCCUCGCAGAGAUUGCACUCUCAGCAUGUCACUUGUUGUAUUGUUUAGGAGCCCGUUGGUUUUUGCCGCAAUGGUCGUUAACCUCUGAAUGACCCCGUGUGGAGCCCACGCCUCACAAAGCGCCGCAGACAGGCAGUGCAACAGUUGAGCCAGAGGAUGGCGCACCACGACAAUUCAAAACACCCAAGCCCUGGCUCUGAGUUUGCCCUAGCCACGAGCGCAUGGAGGCGCGCACCCUUCACAUCCCACCCAGUAUUUCCUCUGUGCACGAGUUUACCUCUGGAGGUCACCAAGCAGGAUUUACGACUGGUCAACAAAAGCACGUGAUUCUCCGCCGUACCCCAUAUUUGGGUGCCUACGUAAGAGAGAAUCAAGUCCAUGUCCCACUCAUUUCCAUAAUUCAUCAUAAAUUGUGCAAGGGUGCUAUAGGACGCGCUAAACCAUAAGAGCCACAAAUCAAGCACACAGGUUUAUGCUAUUUUACCUCUAAAAACAAUAAAAAAACAACAACAAUACCUACAACGAGCAAACGGUGGAAUUGUCAACAAAUGAGCUCCUAUUUUGUGAACUCAUUCUGCGGUCGCUAUCCCAAUGGCGCGGACUUCCAGUUACAUAAUUAUGGAGACCAUAGUACGGCAAACGACCAAUACAGAGACUCAACAGCCAUGCAUUCCAGCAGGUACGGCUAUGGCUACAACGGGAUGGACCUAACAGUCGGGCGGGCCGGUACCGGACACUUUGUGGGCAACGAGCGGACGCAGGGCUACUCCCCGAGUCACUCAGCGGCGACAACACCCUCGGUGGAGCCGGUCAGGUACACCCAGUCCGCCAACAGCACCGGGACAUCGUCUCUAUCGCCACCACCUGACCCACUACCGUGCUCUUCGGUCGCCAGCUCGUCCCCGGUCACCGAGACUCAAUCUCAACACCGAGCCGUGAAAAACUCUAUAACGACCCCGUGCUCAACCCCGUGCUCGAGCUCGAACGGAGGCACGCUGCUGCUCAACCGGGACUGUGUGUCCAAAGCUUCCCCCCUCGAGGAAGAGAAGCCUGCGGGAAGCGCACCGACAACUCCUCAAAAUGUCAGCGACUCAACACAGCCUCAGAUAUAUCCGUGGAUGAGGAAACUGCAUAUAAAUCAUGAUUUGGCAGGACCUGAAGGGAAGAGAGCGAGAACUGCAUACACCCGCUAUCAGACCCUGGAGCUUGAGAAGGAGUUCCACUUCAACCGGUACCUGACCCGCAGGCGGAGGAUCGAGAUAGCCCAUGCCCUCUGCCUCUCAGAGAGACAGAUCAAAAUCUGGUUUCAGAACCGCAGGAUGAAGUGGAAGAAGGACAAUAAACUGAAAAGCAUGAGUCUUGUAACAGGAGGCAGCGCCUUCCACAACUGA
This is a messenger RNA of Morone saxatilis (striped sea-bass), 2790 nucleotides long. RefSeq names its product homeobox protein Hox-A5. The record is from RefSeq and is a predicted model, not a curated record. Gene Ontology annotation, biological process: regulation of transcription by RNA polymerase II; anterior/posterior pattern specification. Gene Ontology annotation, cellular component: nucleus. The transcript has 2 exons. Gene Ontology annotation, molecular function: RNA polymerase II cis-regulatory region sequence-specific DNA binding; DNA-binding transcription factor activity, RNA polymerase II-specific. NCBI's taxonomy places the organism in Eukaryota, Metazoa, Chordata, Actinopteri, Moronidae. Bases 1948 to 2790 code for a protein of 280 amino acids.